Molecule: messenger RNA, 6144 nt
Organism: Pseudozyma hubeiensis SY62
Lineage: Eukaryota; Fungi; Basidiomycota; Ustilaginomycetes; Ustilaginales; Ustilaginaceae
Product: potential ubiquitin-protein ligase
Exons: 1
Coding region: 1-6144 (2047 amino acids)
Biological process (GO): proteasome-mediated ubiquitin-dependent protein catabolic process; protein polyubiquitination
Cellular component (GO): nuclear speck
Molecular function (GO): ubiquitin protein ligase activity
Source: RefSeq, a predicted model, not a curated record
AUGACUGGCGCCAACCCGAACGGCUCAGAUGGCCGCGCCUCGGCUCGGUCUCCGUCGGCCAAGUCCAAGGCAUCGACCAAAACCAAGCGCGCUUCCAACAGCGGUUCCGUCCGCCCCUCUCGCAGCGCUCAGUUGCCCGAGUGUUCCGACGGCUCUGGCGCGCUGACUGCGGAUGAUGACGAUGACGUGCACAUGUCAGAGCUCGGCAGUGUGGACGGUGCCGACACUUCGAGGAGCAAGCCUGAGAGCGAAGCGCCCGUUGGCAUCGUCGAGGAGCCUAGAGACGACAAUGGCCUCGGCCAAGACGCAGAUCUCCACAUGGACGACGAUCAUUCACACGAUCUGGAGAACGAAGAUGACCACGACGAUGAUGACGAAGAUGAGCACGACGAUGAUGUCGAUCGGCCCUCGCGCGCGGCCGGCGGGUUUGGCGCCUUCGACGACGAUGACGAGGACGACGACGAUGACGAUGACGAUGGCGAUGACGACGACGACGACGGCGCUGCUGGUGGCGAAGGCGACCAUGGCAACCACGGCGGAGGAGCUUUUGGCUUCAACAUGCGUGCCAUGGCAGGCUACAUGUCGGGCCUCAGCACCAGAUUCCGCAGCCUCCUAACCUCUUUGCGAAACGAGACUGACGCUACAGCACAGAUGGUGGCCCUUCAAGAGCUCUCGGAGCUGCUCAGCGUUAGCACCGAAGACACGCUUGCCGGCUACUUCCCCACCGACUCUUUCGUCAAGGAGCUCGUCUACAUUCUCGGCGGUCCGAAGCCUGAGCGCAACGACAUCGGCGGCAAAUCAGCAAGCAUCCGCAGUGCCCAGGACGAUCUUGACGAUGAGAUGAAGGCCGUUCUCGCGGCCGCCGCGGCUGCUGAUAUGGAAGACAACGGCGAAAAGAUGCUGCUCGCCUGUCGUUGCCUGGCCAACCUCAUCGAAGCCAUGCCUUACGCCGCCCACAGCGUCGUCGCCAAUGGCGCGAUCCCCGUCCUCAACGCCAAGCUCAUGGAGAUCACCUUCAUCGAUCUGGCCGAGCAGGUCUUGCAGACGCUCGAGAAGAUCUCGCAGGACUAUCCCAGCUCCAUCGUCAAAGAGGGCGGUCUGUCUGCCAUCCUGCAGUACCUCGACUUUUUCAAUAUCCACAUCCAGCGUACCGCCAUGACUGCAGCCGCUAACUGCUGCCGCAAGCUCACGCCCGAGUCGCUCAGCAUGGUGCGCGAUGUGAUGCCCAUCAUUCAGAAUGUGCUCACCUACAGCGAUCAGCGUCUCGUAGAGUCUGCAUGCAAGUGCGUCGUCCGCAUCGUCGAAAGCUACCGGGCUCAUCCCGAUCUGCUGGAACAGCUCAUGACGGGAGAGCUGCUCGCCGCCCUUAACAACUUGCUCCUGCCGGCUUCGUCCUCGACCAGCUCCAACACCACGCUCGGCGCCAGCGUCUACACUGAUGUGCUCAAGGCGCUCGGAACCGCCUGCCGCAGCAGUCCUCGCUUGGCAGUCGUGCUGCUCGAGAACAACAUCGUGGAGACGCUCUACCACCUGCUCACCGGCUCUCCUGCCCCUACAGAAUCGGCGAACACAUGCGCACCUCAUGGCAUCCAGCUCGAGUCCGAACAAGCUUCUGGGCCCGACAGCGCUGCCGACACAGCUGCUGUCGCUGUGGUUCCGGAUGCAGGCACCGACGUUGCCGGCUCUUCUGUCGCCGUGGCAGACAUGGCCGUGCUUCAGAAUCUGGCGCAGCGUCCCAAAGAUCAGAUCCAAGAGGCUCUCUCAUUGGUGGGCGAGCUGCUGCCACCCUUGCCGCGGGACGGCGUCUUUGAUCCUCGGGACUACACCGAGAAGGCCUACCUCAAGCGACUUGCCGCCAAGAAGGCACCGUCUGCUCAUGGCGGCGGCGGCGCUGCACCCGUGAUCGCUGGGCCUACCUCUGCCUCCUCGGCAGAGGGCGAAGAGCCGGCCGCUGACGUCGCUGCGGCUCCCACUGCCACGGACUCGACUCGUCCCGUGACUUCGCGCACCAGCUCAACGCGCAGCAAGGCAUCUCGCGCCAAGUCGGAGAAGGAGCUAGCACGCGAGGCCGCGCAGGCCAAACGCGUCGAGAUGCUGCACGGCCGCACAUCGCUCGUCAAGCGCUUCGCCCACCUGGUGCUCCCCACGUUGGUCGAAGUGUACGCAGCCAGCGUCGCUCUCCACGUCCGUAACAAGGCGAUCAACGGCAUCCUCAAGAUCAUCAGCUUUGUCGAUCCCGAAUCGCUUGGCGAGGCGCUCGACAACGUGCCCCUGGCCAGCUUCCUGGCCGCCAUCCUCUCCUCGCGCGACCAUCCAACGUUGGUCAACGGCGCACUCCAGAUCGUUGAGCUGCUCACCGAGAAGCUGCCCACGCUGUACACGGCUUUGCUUCGACGCGAAGGUGUGAUGUGGGAGAUCGACGACAUUGCGUCGCAGACGCCCUCUCCUCGCCCGACGAGCGCCGACAAGUCGACGGCCGCUGCCACAGACGCUGAGCGAAGCAACGCCGCCCAGCCCCUGACCUUGCCACGCGCUGGCCACGGCUCUUCUGCCGUGGAUUCCGCCUUGGAUGCCGCAGGCCUCGGUCUGUCGUCCAGCUCAGCUCUGGCUCGUCUCAUCAGCGCCACCAACGGCUCAAACCAUCCUAUUCUCUCGCUCGAUUCGCUGGGCAACCAUGUCCCGUCGUCUUCUUCGUCGGCUUCCGCCUUCAACGCUCAAAGCUCAGCCGAGGCGACCGACGCCAGCAUCUGGCGAGCGCGCGUCUUACGCGACAAGUUCUCGGCAGAGGCCAGCUCCUCGGAGGGAGCGCAGAGCGCAGCUCAGGCGCUCGACCACAUCAAGGACCUCGUCAAGCGUCUCUACGCGGCUGCAGCCGAGGGCCACGAGUCAAACGCGAUUGAAGUGCUUCAGCAGAUCGCUUCGCUCUUCUCUCGCAGCGAGGACCCCAUGUCGAGCUUCGAGCUUCUUCGAUCCGGCUUGGUCGAGUCUCUCUACUCAUUUGCUACCUCCAUCGAAGGCGGCGUACCCCUCGAACGCAGGCGUCUGCUGCUCAUCGAAACACUGAUGGACUCGGACGCCACGACGGGCCAGAGCGGCGCUUCGGUCCUGGUGAGAAGGCUGCAAGAAGCGCUCAGCCGCUUGGAGAAUGUCGAGAUCACCACGGCGCUCAGUGCUGGCAGCGACGAUACGCGAAAGAGUCCUAGUGCGAUGCUCGGACGACAGCUGCGAUUGCGCUUGCAGGCAGAAGACUCGACCGGCAUCCCUCGCAGCUGCAACAACAUCAUCGUCACCAUCCAUGCCGUGGCCACGUUCCAGUCCUUGAGCGACUAUCUGCGACCCAAAAUCGCCGUGUCGUCCGGCGCUUCUGGAUCGGGGUCCGGCUCGGGCUCUGGCUCGGUUUCGGGCGCUGCUGGUGCAUCGGCGUCGUCGCGACUUUCCUCCGUUCUGGCUGCCUUUGCGGCUGCCACCGGAUCUGGCGGCUUCCCCGAGCUCCAAGGCAGCAGCAGUGGCGGCAAGAACGCGCAAGCCCUCACCUCCACCAGCGACAAAACAAGUGAUGGGGCCAGCAAGAAGGAAGAUGCGAGUGACGCAAGCAAACUGAACGAUGUAUCUACCAGGUCGGGCAAGGACAAGGAGGAGGGCGGCAGCGGCAAGACCGAAGACAAACAAGGUGAAACUCCCGACUCUGCUGCAACCGGCGAAGAUAGAGGCUCGGAAGCUCGCGAGGAGGCCCGCGCACUCGCUCGACAGCUCUGGGGAGGUGAAACGCGACCCUCUGACGAAGCCGAUUCCGAAGAACAAGCCAAAGAUUCUGCCGACGCCAACAAUGCGGACGACGUUCAACGAUCCGACGAGGCUCUCGCGCGUUCUCUCAUGGAAGGCCUGCUCCAUGGCGCCGAGUUUGAAGACGACGAGGGUUUCAGCGACGAGGAAGGCUUUGACGAGGAAAUUCUUCAGAGCGAGAUUCCCGCCGACGGCGCUGGUGGCCCGGCCGAUGGUCUCGCACCCGGUAACCGAUCGGACGCAGCAGACAAGACCAUCAACCUCGACGUUGAAAAGGAGGGUGGAAAGAUCGUGGCCAAGACGCCGGAAGGCACUCGCAUCGCGACGCCCAGCAACAGCGCUGGCACCCCGAAGCCCUCGGAUGGCGCCGCUGCUGACACCGCCGCCUCGGGGUCUUCGUCUUCGACGACGGCAAGUCCGGCCAAACCAUCGUCGUACGCAUCGGCGUUGCAGAAGCCCUCGGACUGGCACCUCGAGUUCUCGAUCGGUUCGGAAAAGCUUGCGCUGGACACGACCAUCUACGGCGCAGUUCACCGAUUCGAGAGCGCACAGGCGCGAGAACAGAGUCAAAGCUCAUCUUCCAAUGCAGUCUCGUCCCUGCACGGCGGAAGCAGGCACAUCUGGAGCAACGUCUACACGGUUCGAUACAAGAAGGUCUCUGGCGCCGACCGCGACCCUGCUGCCGAGUCGACCCCCGAGCCCCAGUCUGCCGAGAGCGCGUUGGUGGAGCUGCCGGCGUCGAUCAAGGAGGAUGCGCCGUACGCCAAGCUGCUACAGCUGCUUGCCGUGCUGCACUCGCUCAACAUGGAGUGGCGAGAGGUCGCUCGCGCCGACGCGGCCGGUGGCGAUGGGGAUGCCGAGAGCAAGGUCCCGCAUGCAUUGACGGCGCCCUCGGCGCUGUCGGAAUCGGCUUUCGUCAACAACAAGCUCACCGCCAAGCUCAACCGCCAGCUUGAGGAGCCCAUGAUCGUCGCCUCGGCCUGCUUGCCGGCGUGGUCGACGGACCUGCCCAAGCAUUUCCCCUUCUUGUUCCCCUUCGAAGCACGCUUCGCGUUCCUGCAGUCCACAUCAUUCGGAUACGCACGUCUGCUCACGCGGUGGCAGGCGCUGCACAGUCGAAACCAGGAGCCAGGUAGCAGCAGCUCGUCGCGACUGGACGACUCGUUCGGCUUCCUCGGUCGGCUGCAGCGGCAAAAGGUGCGCAUCUCGCGCGGCAACCUGCUCGCCUCUGCGUUCAAGGUGUUUGAGCUGUACGGCUCCAACUCGUCGGUGCUCGAGGUCGAAUACUUUGAAGAGGUGGGCACGGGACUGGGCCCUACGCUCGAGUUCUAUUCGCUUGUGUCUAAGGAGUUUGCGCGCCGCGACCUCAAAUUGUGGCGCGACGGCCGUGCUGGAGGAUCUGACGAGGAUGGCAGUGCGUACGUGUACAGCCCACUGGGUCUGUUCCCGGCGCCUUUGCUCAUCGACAGCGCCAAAGAGGAUCAAAGCAAGGACUCCUCGCCCUCUGGAGCCAGUGACGCUGCGGACGGAUCGGUGCAGAAGCGGUUGCAGGCGUUCCGUAUCCUGGGUCAAUUCGUCGCCAAGGCGCUGUUGGACUCGCGCAUCAUUGACUGCAACUUUUCGCCAGUGUUCAUGCGAGCGGUGCUGAACCAGCACGUAGCGCCUACGCUGGCGACGCUGUCGUGCGUGGAUGCGACGCUGGCUCGGUCGCUGUCGGCGAUGCGCAAGAUGCCAGCCGACGAGAUCGAGUCGCUCGGGCUCGACUUCACCUUGCCUGGCCACGAGACGAUUGAAUUGCACGCCGGCGGCCGAGACGAAAGCGUUACUGGAGUCAACGUGGAGCGCUACAUUUCCGAGGUGCUGGACUGGACGCUGCGUAAGGGCAUCCGUGCAGCUGUGCGGGCGUUCCGUCGAGGCUUCAACCUAAUCUUCCCCAUCUCGGCCAUGUCGAGCUUCACGGCGGACGAGCUGGUGAUGCUGUUCGGCAACACGGAGGAGGAUUGGACCGAGACGACGCUGGUGGCGAGCGUCAAACCGGACCACGGACUCAACGCCGACUCACCGACGUUCCGCGACAUCGUAGCCAUCAUGGCAGCGUUCGACGUGAACGAGCGACGCGAGUUCCUGCAAUGGCUCACUGGAUCGCCCAAGCUGCCGAUCGGCGGUUUUUCAGGCCUGCAUCCGCAGCUGACGAUUGUCAAGCGUCCGCACGAGGCUCCGCUGACGCCAGACGACUACCUGCCGAGCGUGAUGACGUGCGUCAACUAUCUCAAGAUGCCCAACUACUCGACGCGUGACAAGAUGCGCGAGCGUCUGCACACAGCCAUGAAGGAAGGCGCGACGAGCUUCCACCUCUCGUAG